This is a messenger RNA of Apiotrichum porosum, 1617 nucleotides long. RefSeq lists its product as uncharacterized. The record is from RefSeq and is a predicted model, not a curated record. The transcript has 9 exons. Gene Ontology annotation, molecular function: carbohydrate:proton symporter activity. The coding region runs from base 1 to 1617 and encodes 538 amino acids. Gene Ontology annotation, cellular component: membrane. Gene Ontology annotation, biological process: transmembrane transport; carbohydrate transport. Lineage: Eukaryota; Fungi; Basidiomycota; Tremellomycetes; Trichosporonales; Trichosporonaceae.
AUGGUCAACCUCCUCUCCGCAUUCAAGGUCCACCCCGACCCGUUUGGCAACUUGCCACCCAAGGAAACCGUCAACGCUCGCAUCAUAGCGCUCGCCCUCUUUGGCAGUUGCGCUGCCGUCCUCUUUGGCUACGACCUGGGCUUUAUUGGCGGUGUCGUGACCCUGCCCGCGUUCAAGACCGACUUUGACCUCGACACCAAGUCUGCAAAGUAUGUCACCAACUUUUCAUCCAACGUCGUGUCGGUGUUCCAAGCUGGAGCCGUGUUUGGCUCCAUGUGCGCCGUCUACUUUGCCAACAAAUACGGCCGCCGCAUGUGUCUCAUUGGCAACAUGCUCAUCUACCUUGUCGGCGUGGCCUUCAUGACAGGCGCAACGGGCCCCGCCGGCCUGGGACUCAUGUACGCCGGCCGUGUCCUCACGGGAUGGGGUGUUGGCGCGUCGACCAUGCUCGUUCCCGUUUACGUUGCCGAAUGCUCGCCUGCGCACAUUCGCGGCCGUCUGGUGGGCAUGUACGAAGUGGGAGUGCAAUUUGGCACCAUGAUCGGUUUCUGGAUCCCGUACGGCGUGCUCAAGACCAAGACUGGCACUCCGCAAUGGCGUAUUCCCUGUGCUCUCCAGAUCAUCCCAGCAGCUCUCAGCCUCGUCGGUCUCUUCUUCCUCACGGAGACGCCUCGUUUUGUCGCUCAGAAGAAGGGCGAAGAGCAAGCACUCCAAACUCUGGUUCGCCUCAGAGGUCUCCCCCAAGACCACACCUAUAUCCACGAGGAGUUGACAGCCAUCAUGGUCGCCAUCGAGCACGAGCGCGAGAAUGGGGCUGAGCGCGACCCUCUUCACACCAUCAAGAAGUCGUUCGGACCCGGCAACUUCCGUAUUCUCAUGUCGGGAGUUCUCGUCAUGAUCUUCUUCCAAAUGGCUGGAACGAAUGCCGUCAACUACUACUCUCCGAGGAUCUUCGCUCAGAUGGGCCUGUCAGCCAGCAGCGCCAAGCUGUUUGCCACUGGCGUCUACGGCGUGGUGCGCUUCGUCUCCACCCUCAUCGCCAUGGUGGUGUUCACCGACCGCUUUGGACGCAAGACCAUGAUCGUGGCCGGCGGCUCCGUCAUGGCUCUGUGCAUGUGGAUCAUUGGCGCCAUCCAAAAGACUCACCCUCUCGGCGAAGCAACCGCCACUGGACCAGGUGCCGCCCAGUACGCCUCCAUCGUCCUGAUCUUUGUGUGGGCCGUAGCCUUUUGCUUUUCGUACGCGGGCAUUCCGUGGAUCUACUGCGCCGAAAUCUUCCCGCUCGACAUUCGCACAUUCUGCAUGGCCGUGUGCACGUCCGUGCACUGGCUGUUCAACCUCAUGCUGGCCAAGACGACCCCGUUCAUGAUUGAGAACCUCGGCGGCUACGGCAUCUACUUUGUCUUUGCGGCCUGUACGACGGUUGGCGCCGUCUACGAGUGGUUCUUCAUGCCUGAAACUCGCGGCAAGGCCCUGGAAGACAUUCAAGGCGAGUUUUACCCGGAACUCAAGUUGCGCGUGCCCUCGAUCCGGCGCGCGUCAGUGUCCUCGGGGGACGUGUCAGAGAAGGAGAAGGAGGCGGUCGCUCACGUCGAGUCCGCUGUUAGCCGUGUUUAA